Messenger RNA from Colossoma macropomum (tambaqui), 3901 nucleotides. RefSeq lists its product as uncharacterized. Bases 150 to 1601 code for a protein of 483 amino acids. NCBI's taxonomy places the organism in Eukaryota, Metazoa, Chordata, Actinopteri, Characiformes, Serrasalmidae. The record is from RefSeq and is a predicted model, not a curated record. Gene Ontology annotation, molecular function: phosphotyrosine residue binding. The transcript has 7 exons.
UGACUCAACAGAAAGUGAGAAGCAACUCCGAAGACUGAAACAUUUCGGAUUUAAAACAAGGAAUAAUAACACAACACACACAACACAACACAGAGGGACCACAAAAAAGAAACAAAAUUCUGAGUUUUGAGCGAUGCGCUGCUGGCAGCAUGGCCAGAUGGUUCAAGGAGCACCUGGGAUUCAAAAGCACCAAAGCCUCGCCACCGGCGCCGCCGAAGCCGGACUACCGUCACUGCCACGCCGGCGCUGUAUCAGGGGCACCCGGCUACCACCACCACCACCAGCCCGGCUACCAGAGCGCCGCGCAGCCGGACAUUCUCGCCGCCUACAAGCUCCAGAAGGAGCUGGACUUCGAGGACCCGUACACGGCCGGAGGAAGCAUUCCCUUCUCUGGAGGAGGAUCGAGCUCCGUGGGCUCCUCGCCAGACGUCAAGUAUGUUUCGCCCAAACACCGGCUCAUUAAGGUGGAGACGGUGGAGAGGAGCACCGCGGUGCCCCAGGCAGCGGCUGCUGCUGUCGCUGUGACCGGGGGGCAGGCACCCGCAGCCGGCAGCAGCAGCAAGUCCCCCACGUCCCCUCCGGCCGAGGCGGAGAGUAAGCAGGAGAAGGUGGUCAUCCUGGAGGACUACGCUGACCCUUUUGACGCGGCGGAUCAGGGAGGGGCCACCCAGAGCAGCACGGAGAAGCCAGUGGAGAACGAUGGCUACAUGGAACCGUACGAGGCCCAGAAAAUGAUGGCUGAGAUCCGAGGAGGUCGCUGUCCAAAGGACGGUCCAGUUCGGCAGCUGCCGUUGUACGACACACCGUAUGAGCCUGCGGAAAACGGUGGGGAUUCAGACCCAGAGAGAGUCCGCUGUGGGCGCGAGAGCAGACUGCCCCAGGAUGACGAAAGGCCACCGGAGGAGUAUGACCAACCCUGGGAGUGGAAGAAAGACCGCAUUUCUAAAGCCUUCGCAGUAGAGAUUAAAGUGAUAAAGGACCUGCCGUGGCCCCCUCCUGUGGGCCAGCUCAACACCACUUCCCCGUUGGUGGAGGCGGCAGAGGAUCCGCCCCCACUGCCAUCCCAGCCCUCCCCUGGACAGAGCAGCUCAGCCACAGCCUGCAGUGACCAGCACCACCAGGUCCAGUUUGAGGGGGUGGACAAGUGUAGGAUGUCUCCCACUAAAGAGGGCAAAUCACGGCCCUCUCAGCGCCACUCCAGCGGCUGCCUGGUCAACACCAAGAUGAGCUCAGUGGAGCACUGCGGGACGCUGGGAGAGCGCAUUGACCCCACCAUGCCCCUGGAGAGUCAGUUCUGGUAUCAUGGAGCGAUCAGUCGGACAGAUGCUGAGUCAUUGUUGAGGUUAUGUAAAGAGGCCAGUUACCUGGUGAGAAACAGCGAGACCAGCAAGAACGACUUCUCCCUCUCACUCAAGAGCAGCCAAGGUUUCAUGCAUAUGAAGCUGUCGCGAACCAAAGACAAUAAGUACAUCCUGGGCCAGAACAGCUGUCUGUUCGACAGCGUGCCAGAAAUCAUCCACUUCUACUCCAGCCGCAAGCUGCCAAUCAAAGGAGCCGAGCAUAUGUCCCUCCUCUACCCCGUGGCCAUACGGACACUAUAGCCUGCUGGUAACACUUCAUCACAGAACGAAUGACAUAGCCAUUUAAAAAUGCUGUGUAGAUGCCCUUGAACAUGUUAUUUGGCCUGAAACAGAUGGAUAUAGUCUUUCAUUGCAACAGCCAGUCUUGCACCAGUGUACAUAAUGAGUUUGUUGAAAUAGAUGCCUUGACUGAUGUUGACAGAUUAUGAGGUGUUCAUGAAGCCUUUAUGAAUGGCUACUUGUACACAGUGCUACUGUAACACUACAGCCAAACAGGUGAAGGCUAGACGUCUUCACGGGCCAAGAUGUUCCUCACUUUGGUGGGACGUCCCAUGUUUGGGUCCCCUCAGCUCAGUGGACUAUGGAACCAACAAACACUGACCACAGAGCAGACUAAUGCGGCUAAUUAGCACCUUUUGUCUGCUCAAAUCUCUGUCUAAUCUCAGAACUGUUUCUUCUCCCUCUCUUCUCACAUUGCCUGUCCACAUGGACCUAUAGCCCCCGACCUUAGACCUGCACCCACACUUUAGCCUCAUUGACUGUCCUCUUUUCCAGCAUCAUGCACACUGUAAUAAAAAAUCAUGCUAAAUCAUUGUGGAAUGGCCACUUCUGAAUGACAUGAACUGAAGUGGUGCAAUACAUUUGUAAUACUAGUGUACCGUUCAUAAUGCUAGCCACCAUCCAGGUCACAAAAUUAACUUAAUGACCUACAUUUUAAUGACAGUUACCUUGAUCAAGAGUCUUGCAUUGCUGAUUUCUUAAAGUUCAGCUGUGGUGAAUGCUGACACACAUUCAAGUUGUCGAUCAGUACCAACCCACACUGCUUGGGCCGUGUUGACCUCUGAAAGGGUCCUUUGUAUAACAGUACUGAAGCUCCAAAAUUGGGCGAAACUCUCAUUUAGCAGUCAUUGCUGAAUUGCAAACUACACUAAAAUGAAAAAUUUUUUUCAUUGCCAGUUUUUUGGCCCACCUCGAUUACAAAUAUUUCUCAAUAAGAACAUAAACUGCAAAUGUGACUUGAUGUAUUUUGGCCUUGUCCGAGAAAUCUCUUUGUCCACAUAAGGAUGCAAAAACGACUCAAAAAUGCUCACAUGAGCAUGCUGGCCCAGUGGGGUGUGAUAAUACAUUGUAAAUAACUGAUGUCAAACAUCUCAAGAAGAAUGCAGUGAGUCCCUUUAGAGGACCUAAACACAGUAGAUUUUGACGCCUAUACACACAACAGUGUAAAAAAAUAGAAAGUAAAAUUCAAAAUAAAGGCGUUAAUAAAAACCUCAAAAUGCCGAGCACACAGGAAGUCGUCAGCCGUAACAGCAACAACCAGGCGCAAAUUAAUUUCAGAAUGUCAAUUUUCAAAAAGCUGUUUUCAGUGAGCAAAAAAGAUGUUUUCUUUUGUAGACAGGAGGCCAAAACACAGAGGAAAAAAUACAUUUUUAAUGAAAAAUAUCUGGACAUAUGGGGACGGGCCCUUCGCCUCGAUGAAACCACAUUAAUCUCUAGUGCCGAAGUAUGAGAAUCCACCACUCUGAUUAUCUGGACAUCCUGAUAAGAUUCUUACUGUGUAAUUGUCAUCCAAGUAAUGAGUUCUGAAUGGUGACAGUGAAGAAUAUCAUAAUUGGUAUUUCAUCGUGAAAUGAUAGAACGGAAUCCAACUGAAUUAAUACAGUGUCCCUCAUUCUGAGUAAGAGAAUGCAAAUUAUUGAAGUGUCUUCAUUUGCUCUAAAAGGAACAUUCUCUUCUGAUCUGUUAGAAAUGAGAUUGUGUGAUCGUGUAUUGGGUAACGCAAGCAGACAUCACUGGUUGAAUGCACCUGAUUGAAUGCAACAUAUUUGACCCAAGUCGUCCUAUAAUGGUAAAGAGGACCUGAACUGCCUUGUGUGGCCCAGCCAAGCGUGAAAAAGGACCUUUUAGUAGUUUUAUAAAAAUGAGCCACUUUACAUUCAAUCCCCCCAGCUUAGGAUGCUCUUGACUAGGGAGAAUGAAAUAUGUCUGCAUUGUCUACCUCAGAAAAAUCAAUUUAAUUCACCCAUCAGCCGAUCGAUAAGGUACAAUAAGAUUGCAGAUAUUGAUCCAGCUCCCCCCUUCCUCUCAUCAAUUUCCACAAAAUUGUACCUGUGGUUUAAGAACAGUUGCUUUUUUUUUUUUUCUUGCCUAAACUCAAUCAAAAGUUGACGUGUACUUGUGUUCUCCGGAGGUUGUUUUAUGAACGUCAUUUGUAUGUAAAGUCACUCUGUACUCGUAUGUGAUGCCAGUGACAUACGUUUGGUUCAUGCCUUAUACUGUAAAUGCAUGGUGAAAAAGCGAUUCAGUCCAGUAUGUCAAAC